Messenger RNA from Brugia pahangi, 2496 nucleotides. Lineage: Eukaryota; Metazoa; Nematoda; Chromadorea; Rhabditida; Onchocercidae. The record is from the annotation of a GenBank genome assembly.
AUGGGAAGCGUUGACAACAGUUCAACUAAUGCUCCACUGAAUCCCGUUGCUGGCACUUCAGAAAUGGUGGACGAUGGCGAAACUACUGACAUAUGCCGAGUUUGCAGAAGUGCCGGCGACAGUGCGUUAUAUUAUCCGUGUCUAUGCACGGGAAGCAUUAAAUAUGUUCAUCAGGAUUGUCUUCUAGAAUGGCUGAAAUACAGCAAGAAGGAAGUUUGUGAAUUAUGUAGCCACAAAUAUUCUUUUCAACCCAUUUAUCGAUCAGAUAUGCCUCAAACAUUGCCACUUUCUGAAAUAAUACGAGGCAUUUUGCUUAAUAUGGGUCGUAUAUUACGCUCCUGGGCUAUUUACACACUUGUGUUGGUUGCUUGGUUAGGUAUUGUACCAAUAACAGCCUGUCGCAUUUACAGAAUAGUUUUUUCCGCUUCUUUAUCCAGUAUGUUAUCAUUGCCUUUUCAACUGUUUUCACCAGACAAUUUGCUGGUCGAUUGUCUUAAAGGUUGCUUUAUUGUUUCGAUUUUUCUAUGCGCUUUUAUAUCCCUUGUUUGGUUACGCGAACAAAUUAUUCAUGGUGGUCCACAGGAAUGGCUUAAUUUAGAAGAUGUUGCUAGAGGUGCGAAUGCAGAAAAUGCAUUGGAUGAUAAUGUUGAUGCCGUGGUUGCUGAAGCAAGGGUUGAAAUUGCUGGUAACGAUAUGGAAGGAGGAGAAGUAGAAGAGCGAGGAGAUGAUGCGGAACAAGGCCAAGAAGAUGUUGCAAUGGAUCACUUUUGUUUCUUGAACAUGUUUUUGGGUUAUUUCACUGAAUACCUUAUUUACCGUACUAUUCGCAUUCUUGCCUUAUCAGCUUGUUUAAUUGUUCGCUGUCUUCAUGUUACAGCGAAAAUCUCCAGAUUAGCUCCAAUGUAUCGAAUAUUGGGAAUGUGUUACCUUGUCCUCAAAGUUUUUCUCCUCGUACUGACCGAAAUUGGUUUCUUUCCAAUAAUAUGUGGUUGGUGGUUAGACAUCUGUUCUCUGCCUUUAUUUGCUUCAAGUCUGUCGCGUCGGAUUGCUUCUUUUAUGGUCUCUCCAACAUCAUCCCUUUUUAUGCAUUGGCUUAUUGGUAUGGUUUAUGUCUUCUACUCGGCUUCAUUUGUGCUGGUUUUGCGUGAAGUGCUUCGUCCAGGUGUUCUCUGGUUCUUGAGAAAUUUAAAUGACCCAGAAUUCAAUCCGAUACAAGAGAUGAUUGAACUUCCGGUUAUACGACACUUAAGGCGACUUAUUGCAUCAACAUCAAUCUUCUUUACAACAAUUCUUCUGCUGGUUUAUGUUCCACUUUGUUUCAUAACGCGCUAUAUACCAUCUGUACUACCAUUCAAUUUGAGUUUGGCUGCCGAAACUCCUGUCAGCGAGCUGUCACUGGAGCUACUUGUUUUACAGGUAGUACUUCCAGCCCUACUUGAACAGACUCAUGCCCGUACGAUUUUGAAGACAGUUGUACGCACUUGGUGUUGUAUUUUUGGACGACUACUACAGCUGGAACAUUAUUUGUUACCGAUGGAGGAAAAUGAAAACGGACGCCAGCAACGCGAAGCACCACCAGUCCAGCCAGUUGCUGGAUUAGGCUUAGCUGCUCAACACCAAGCCUUGCUCCUUGUUCGAGAACCGCAGGGAUUCCAGGCUUAUAAUAAACCGUCGCACUUUUCGCUUCGAGUUGUUGCUUUGCUCAUAGCUCUCUCACUUACGUCGAUGUUUACCAGCAUUAUAUUUUGUGUGAUACCUGUGACAUUUGGUCGUUUCAUAGUGCACAGAAUAUCAGGUCAUACGAAUAUCCAUGAUUUAUAUACGGUAGCAGCUGGGUUGUACGGUUGCUGGAUUCUGCUGAAAUUAUUUUUCUUAGUUCUCGAAUAUGCUCCUCAAGGGACAUUCUUCUUGUUCUCAGCUUUUCGUAAUAUGGCACUUACAGCAGUUAAACUCUGUGCUGUAUCUGUUCCGAUUUUAAUAGUAAUUCCACUUCUCGCUGGAAUAUCUUUUCAUCUGGCUGUAAUCAGUCCAAUACGCAUUGCAUUACAUCAAACAUCACUUCUUUUCCCAUGGCAGCACUGGGCAAUGGGUAUUCUGCAUUGUAAAAUAUUUUGCGCAGCUGUCAUGAUGGGACCUAAUUGGUGGAUGAAGCAUGUUUUUGAGCAGUUAUAUGCCGAUGGCAUUCGUGGCUUGAGGGUUCAUUAUUUAUAUAAGCAGUUGGUUGCACCAGUUCUCGCUUGUUUGGCAAUUCAUCUUUCCGCACCACGUGUCAUCUGUUCAUUAAUUUCUAUGAUCGUAGACGUUUCAAAUGAAGAACAAAUUAUAUUUUUGCGUUAUUCAUAUCCAGCUAUGCUGCUUUGUGUAUUUUGCGUUUAUUUCGUUUACUGGCAAUGCACCAAAUUUAAGGCUUUGGCGGAGAAAAUCCGAAAUGACAAGUAUUUGGUAGGAACUCAGUUAGUCAACUAUGAAAGAAAUCAGGCUGAAGUCAGGCACUAA